CAAUUGCCGUGUUUCCACUAGAGGCUUGGGUUAGUCAAGUAUAUAGUUUAUACGCCGCCGACCCUUACCGCUAGUUGAGGUAACAAUGGCCGACAGCGACCCCAGGAAGGAGAUUAUUAAGAACUCCAUUCGCGGUGUUCCUGAUUUCCCCAAGGCGGGCAUUUUGUUCUGGGAUGUCACCACCAUCAUGCUGAACCACGAGGCCUUCAAGCAUACGAUCGACCUGUUCGCGGAGCACUACAAGGACAAGAAGGUCGACGUUAUCGCUGGCUUUGAGGCCCGCGGUUUGAUCUUCGGAGCACCACUGGCGCUGGCCCUGGGAGCUGCCUUCGUACCGCUGCGCAAGCCGGGCAAGCUGCCAGGCGAGAAGAUCUCGGAGGAGUACAAGACGGAGUACAGCACGGACAAGAUUGAGAUGCACGUGGGUGCUAUCCAGCCAGGACAGCGCGUUGUGCUGGUGGAUGACUUGAUCGCCACUGGCGGCACGCUAGCAGCGGGCAUCAACCUCGUCAAGAAGGCCGGCGGCGAGAUUGUGGAGGCAGCAUGCGUCAUCGAGCUGCCCUUCCUCAGAGGCCGGGAGAAGAUUGUCGACACGCCGCUGUUCGUGCUUGUAGAGAAGGAGGGGCUAUAAGGGGCUUGUUACACCCGGCCUGUUACACCAGAUAGGAACUGGUGCAGCUAGGCGCCAGUACGUGACAGUGCUUGCUGCAAUCCACGUCGCCGUAAGGCUGCCAUCCACCAUGAAGGGCCCUCGUGAGCUUGCACCCUGAAGAAGCGGUGCAUAUUAAAAGGCGGCAGCCAAUGCCUAACUCUAUUUCCGGGUGUAGUAGAGGCCGGGGGACGAAGACGUCCUGCUUGGCAAGAGGUGAAUUCCCAUGGUUGUACCGGCACCGAAUCGCAUUGAGGUGCUGCAGUACACCGUGCGAGUGAUGGUAACUGUGAUGAGUAGAGAUGUUGUCAUCGAACUAUAGGGCUAUAGAUAUUGCUGCAAGCGCCACGGCAAGCGGCCGUGAGACGCACUGGAAG
Astrephomene gubernaculifera is the source of this 1026-nucleotide messenger RNA. The record is from the annotation of a GenBank genome assembly. Lineage: Eukaryota; Viridiplantae; Chlorophyta; Chlorophyceae; Chlamydomonadales; Astrephomenaceae.